Molecule: messenger RNA, 1538 nt
Organism: Sipha flava (yellow sugarcane aphid)
Lineage: Eukaryota; Metazoa; Arthropoda; Insecta; Hemiptera; Aphididae
Product: zinc finger MYM-type protein 1-like
Exons: 3
Coding region: 464-1021 (185 amino acids)
Source: RefSeq, a predicted model, not a curated record
UUAAUUUUUGUAAAAAUGCAUGGAGUCUUGUGGCAAGUUAUAAGUUUCCAGUUUUAAAACAAGGAAAUCAAAACCGAAGCUUUCAAUUAGAUUGGUUGAGGCGCUAUCAUUGGUUGACUUAUAGUGAACUAAAAGAAGGUGGCUUUUGCAAAUUUUGUGUGCUUUUUGCCCCAACAGGUGUUGGUAAAGGAUGUCAGGUUUUAAAGAUGUUUGUUAAAGAACCUUUUAAUAAUUAUAAAAAAGCACCUGAACUUUUGAAACAUCAUGCAAUAACUCAAUAUCAUUUAUUAGCUUCUGAAAAGAGUUCAGCAUUCAUACAAAAUUAUAAAACCUGUAGAUCAGUUAAAGUAAUGUUUUGUCAAUAAUGGAAAAAAUAGAAAAUGACUUGUACCAAUAAUAAAAACUAUUAUUUUUUUGUGGACAUAAUAAUCUUCCGUUAAGAGGUCAUAAAGAUGAUGGUAUAAUGGAUAUUGAUUCAGCCUUAGCAGGAAAUCAAGGCAUUUUUAGAAGUUUUUUAGCAUUCAGAAUUGAUUCAGGAGAUAAAGAGCUAACUAAUCACAUUAACAGAUGUAAAAAAAAAAAAAAUACAACUAUGAUUAGUAAAACUAUCUUGUAUAAAGUCGUUAUUGAGAAAAUUAUAAUUAAUGUAAUAAAAAACAAGUACUUUUCUAUAUUAUGUGACAAAACCACAGAUUUCAGCACAAAAGAACAAAUGACUUUUUCAGUCAGAUACGUUGAUAUAGAAGAGAUUCAAAUCAAAGAGUUUCUUGGAUUUAUUGAAUUAGGUUCGAUAACUGGAUCUGUUAUUAGAGAUACUUUAAUCAAACAAAUUGAGUGCUAUAAAUUAAGCUUAAAAAAUCUUCCUGGCCAAGGAUACGAUGGUGGCUCAAAUAUGUCUGGUAGAAUAAAUGGUGUUCAAGCAUUUAUUUUAGAAGAUCAGUCUUUGGCAGUAUAUAUCCAUUGUUUCAAUCACCAAUUGAAUAUAUGUAUUUUAAAAGCGUGUGAAGUACAAGCUAUUUGAAAUUUGGUUGGUAUUAUUGGCAUUAUAUCUGUUUUUUAUCUAUAUCUGCCAAUAGAACAAAUAUUAUGUUAGACAUUAUUUCUAAAGAUGAUUCAAUACCAGCACCCUCAACAAAAAAAACUUAGCCUUGUGUGCUACCCGAUGUGUUAAAUGCCAUGAUUCUACUAUAACUUUCCGAGAACUUUAUUCAUAUAUUAUUUUAACUUUAGAAGAACUGGAAAAGAUGCCUGAACCUGAGACUGCAGGUAAAGCAAUUGAUUUCAGUGCAAGUAUUAAACGAAGUGAAUUUUAAAUAUCUUUAGAAAUUGUAGCUAACUUAUUUUCUUAUACUAAAACUUUAAGCUUAGUAUUACAAAGCUAUAUAUUGGAGUUAUCUAAAGCUUUUUUUUCAUGUUAAGCAAUGGCGCAAUUAGGAUCUUUGGUCCCUGAAGACAGAGUAAAUAUGGGGCCCUAUAAUUACUUAAGUAUUAGUAGUCAAUUUUUUUUUUUUUAAUGCUGACACAAUUUGUAUUUAAUA